Neopsephotus bourkii (Bourke's parrot) is the source of this 2227-nucleotide messenger RNA. RefSeq names its product myosin VIIA and Rab interacting protein (gene MYRIP). The coding region runs from base 239 to 2227 and encodes 662 amino acids. The transcript has 11 exons. Gene Ontology annotation, cellular component: cortical actin cytoskeleton. Gene Ontology annotation, biological process: intracellular protein transport. NCBI's taxonomy places the organism in Eukaryota, Metazoa, Chordata, Aves, Psittaciformes, Psittacidae. The record is from RefSeq and is a predicted model, not a curated record. Gene Ontology annotation, molecular function: small GTPase binding; myosin binding; actin binding.
GGAGACGGCGGAGGCGCCGGCGAGGACUGCGGGCUCUCUCCUUGCGCUGGUGCGGAGCGGGGCCCCCUCGGCUCCACGCAGGUGUCAGGCCGGGGGCCGGCGUGGGGCGGCCGCAGCCCCCUCCCUGCAUGAGCGCCGGGGCGCGGGGAAGUUGCUGCCCGCCUGCCAUUUUGGUGCAGCCCUCGCGUUUGGCUGAGGAUAUUCCUCAUAACUGUUCCUAUCCAGGACAGAGUAUAAAAUGGGGAGAAAACUGGAUCUUUCAGGCUUGACUGAUGAAGAAGCAGAGCACGUGCUCCAGGUGGUUCAGCGAGAUUUCAGCCUUCGAAAGAAAGAAGAAGAAAGGCUGAGUGAAAUGAAGCAGAAGUUGGAUGAAGAGGGUAACAAGUGCAGCAUCCUUUCCAAGCAGCAGAAGUUCAACGAGCACUGCUGUAUUCGCUGCUGUACUCCUUUCACAUUCCUUAUCAACAGCAAGCGACAGUGCCAGGACUGCAAGUACAACAUCUGCAAGAGCUGCAGUUCUUAUCAGAAGAAGGAGAAGGCUUGGAUUUGCAGCGUCUGCCAGCAAGCAAGGCUCCUAAGGACCCAGUCUCUGGAUUGGUACUACAAUAAUGUCAAAAGCCGCUUCAAGUGUUUUGGAAGUGCCAAAGUCCUGAAGAACUUAUACAAGAAGCAUAGACUGGAGAGCGGAGGUUGCCCUGAUGUAAUAGAAGGAGGGUUUCUUGAAGGCAGCUUUGAAAAUGAAGGAAGCAUUUGUGGCAGUGACUCUACAUUCUACCGACAGACAGAAGGACACAGCAUGAUGGAUACCCUUGCUGUGGCCUUACGUGUUGCAGAGGAAGCAGUGGAAGAAGCUAUUUCGAAGGCAGAGACCUACAGUGACAGCCUGGACAAGCAGAAUGAGGCUUGUUACUUGCAGGAGCACAAGGAGGACCUCAUAGAAGAGCUGGCCACAACCAUCGUGCAGAAGAUUAUAAAGAAGCAGAAAAGCAAAGCUGAGCAGGCUGAAGCUGACUUCGAAUGGCCACCAUCCAGGAGCAGUGGCCUGGCAUCGGUUGCUGUCUCAGAUCAGAGCAUGCUGACUUUCCCAGGGAGCCGCAGGGGGUCCUACACGUUGUGGAGGUCUCAGUCUGCAUUCUCCCUGGCUAGUGAAGAUAUGCCCAGUAAAGGACUCGACCCUGCAUCAUCUGUGACUGAGGCUCUUUGGAGGCAGCAAAAAGGCCACUCGAGGAAGCAGAAGGAACGCAAGCUCUCUGCGUUACCCAGCUGGAAGAGUGUGGACAGGCUAAAUGAAACAAAUCUGCCUUCUGUGUUUCAAAGCACUGAUGGGAACUGGGUGGCUCUGCAGAACGUCUCUUUGCCUCGUCCUCGGAUGCUCGCCAAACCAAAAAGUCAAGUAUUUGAAGCUCUGGAGAAUGAAUCCAGCAUUGUGUCUGCCUACGAUGAGAUGGGCUCAGACAGUGAGGAUGACUACGACUGGAAUGUGGCCUUGAACAAGCUGCGUCGGAGACCUCGGCAGUUACCAGGCGAUUUCUGUUAUGCCAGUUCCCAGUACGGCACUGGCUGGGUUUAUGGCAGUGAUCAGUACCAGGCAGUGACCUCCCCUUCCUCUGGGUUAUACACCAAUACCGAGACACUGUUCUCCGAUUCGGAAACAUCUUCACUCAACUCUUCCCAGGAAGCCAAAGGAACUGGCAAACUUCUCUGGUUACAAAGCAGACCUCAAAGUGAUGUGCCCAGAAUGGAAAGAAAGCAUUUCCACGGGGAACUGGAUGUGAAUUUCAACCCGCAGGCCACAAACCUAGAGUACUCGGACAGCAGCGAGACUGAAGAGGUCCAUUAUGAUUUAGAAAAGAGAUCGAGAAGGUGGAGGAAGAACAAAGCAGUCUCUGAAGAGUUCUGUGAAGAAAAAGACUGCACAAAAGGCGACAAGAUGAAUUCAAGUCAGGAUUUUGAUGAUUUAUCUGAAGCAGAUAGAAGCAGUGAAGGUCAGUGUCAUCAUAGCAAGCCUGACCUUACGGAGGAGGAACUUAAAUCCAGGUUAUUUCAGCUUGCUGCUAAAAUGAGUGACAAGGAAACAUCUUCUGGUGAAGAGCAGGAGUCAGAACCUAGAACAGACCCUGAAAACCAGAAGGAGAGUUCAUCCUCGGAGGAAAACGGUGGCAGAAGCAUUCAGGAAGAGCUCCAGAAGGUAAGUGGUCACUGGAGGGAAGUGGGGACAGUAUUGUGA